Messenger RNA from Cyphellophora europaea CBS 101466, 1290 nucleotides. RefSeq lists its product as uncharacterized. Gene Ontology annotation, biological process: regulation of DNA-templated transcription. The transcript is spliced from 2 exons. Gene Ontology annotation, molecular function: zinc ion binding; DNA-binding transcription factor activity, RNA polymerase II-specific. The record is from RefSeq and is a predicted model, not a curated record. Bases 1 to 1290 code for a protein of 429 amino acids. NCBI's taxonomy places the organism in Eukaryota, Fungi, Ascomycota, Eurotiomycetes, Chaetothyriales, Cyphellophoraceae.
AUGCAGUAUUCACAGCAUCCCAAUUUCCCUCCUCUUCUUCCGUCCUUCAAGAGACACAGAUCCAGUAUCGACCAGGCGAGAUUCAAGGUCGAUCUCACGUUGCCGGUACUCCCAGAAGCGCCCGUCUGGGCAUCGCUCCCAACUCCCCCCAUGUCAGGGUCUCCCCCUUCAGAGCGACCUUCUCCUCCACAAAUAGCUGGCCAACGUCGCAAGAGGUCCGACUCCCUCCCUCUUGCGACCGCCGGCGCUUCCUCGCUUCCAAACCCUCCUCCACACGGGCCCUCGAUCUACGGAUUUGCAUCCUCGUCCGAGCAGAGCACUUAUCCGGCUCCAUACACGACAACAUACGUUCCACCCCAGUCGAUGGCUUAUGCUUCGGGACCUAUAGCGGCUCCAGCGUCGAGUCCAACCGAUCCACGAUUACCCAGUGGACAACUUUCUCCGCGCACAUCCCGAAAAAACAAGGCUCAUGUUGCCUCUGCCUGUAUCAAUUGUAAGAAGAAGCACUUGAGAUGUGACAACGCGCGACCAUGUCGAAGAUGUGUUCAGGCAGGGAAAGAGGACACUUGUCAAGAUGUGGUUCAUAAAAAGCGUGGGAGGCCGCCCCUGCGCCCUGAGGAUCCGAGUUCACGGCGAUCGUUCGACGCUGGCCUUUUAACAGACCCAGCAAGGCGCAUGCCCACCACAGAUCCAGCAAGCUACGCACAAGCAGGACAGUACUCGAGAUCAUUUCGCCCCCUGCAAGCUCAACCUUCCUACGAUGCGAGCCGGUCGCAAUUCCGACCUGGGCAACCAUAUGGGCUGUACGCUGCGCCCUCGGUUGGACCAAGCAGUGCGACUGCGAUGGGCCAGUUUGUUCCAUCAAGAGGAUACGGGCAAGGACCGCACAUGCCACCGCAACCUCCUUCGCCAUAUGUGCAACCCUCGGGCCCUUCCCGGCCGAUAGCGCCGUACCCUCAGACUCAGGCAUACGGUUAUGGACCUCCUGACUCAAUGCGCCCACCAACUACGCAAAUUUACUCGGCGCCACUAUUUCCUCGAAAUCAACUGCCCCCACCCCACAACGACCCUGUGCCAUCAGGCGCAGGACCUUCGAGCCUCCAACUUCCUCCAAUUCGUCCUAUAGAACAGCGCAGCUCUAUCGACCCUGCGCUGACGCAACAAGGCCACGCGUAUCCGCAACAUAAUGCGCCUCGGGACCCAAGAGAAGGAACAGGAACAACACGGCAGCCCGACUCCAAGAGACCGAAGAUGGACAUCCAAGGCAUCCUAGGCCCCAAACACGACUAG